Molecule: messenger RNA, 4803 nt
Organism: Dromaius novaehollandiae (emu)
Lineage: Eukaryota; Metazoa; Chordata; Aves; Casuariiformes; Dromaiidae
Gene: XRCC5
Product: X-ray repair cross complementing 5
Exons: 21
Coding region: 1049-3286 (745 amino acids)
Biological process (GO): double-strand break repair via nonhomologous end joining; DNA recombination; telomere maintenance
Cellular component (GO): nucleus; Ku70:Ku80 complex
Molecular function (GO): DNA helicase activity; damaged DNA binding; double-stranded DNA binding
Source: RefSeq, a predicted model, not a curated record
CUCGAGGUCAUGGUGGUAGCGCCUCCCCGCGAGGGGGAAGCGGCCGGUCGCUGCUGCGCGCCCGAGGGGACUGCUUUACCGCUGUUAGUUAGUCUGUGCCGCGGUCAGUGUGGGCUCACGGCUUGCCUGGAAGCACCUGAGCUUGCCUGAAGUGAGCAAACGUGGCUUUCAAUAACAAGCAGCAGAAUAGCCAGGGCCGCAAAACCCCGCUGAGGAACUGAGUAAUUCCCUGGCCGUUAACCUGUCGUGGUCUCUGAGCUGCUUGCUGGUACCAAGGCAGCAAAUUCACAGUGACUUCAGGUUUUCUGUCUUGGAUACACUUUUGACUGCAGUGCAGAUACAGUCGUUGCUCUUGCUAAAAUCAUGUUAGAAAUAGUUUUGCCUUAUACCAAACAUAAUCUGUUUAGUAUGUUCAAGGAGUCCUGCUGGCAAAAGGUAUAUUAAGACCUCUUCUGAUCUAGAGCAGUUUAAUAUCUGCUCAAUGCUGGGUUUGUCUGUGUUGCAGACUAAAAUGUUGUUGUAGUUAUAUCCCAGUUAGCUUUGUUAUAACUAGCUUUGGCACUGAGAGGUUGGAGAUAAAGGCAGGUUCUUUUAGGUAUCACCCUCAUCAGUACUUGAACAAAGUAGGUUCACGUUAGCUAGGUGUGACAGUGUUGUCCUACAGUCACAUAUCCUGAGUGUCUUAUAAAUGAGGCUUAUCGCACUGCACCUGAAAAUGGCAGUAGUGGAUGCUCAGACAUGGGUUGCACAGAGGUUAAUAACAAAUGAAGACACCUAUAGAGGAGGAUCGCAGAAAACUGUGGCUAAGAGCCCUGCCCCGUCUUGAAGCAGGGUUCUACGUAGCUUGGUAGGCAUAGAGCUAGGGGGUUGCUGCCUUUCAGAACUUGUUAGCAAUUGACAUGAUAACUUUCUUUCAAGCAAAACAGUAGCUCUUCAUUCCUGCCCCUGGUGUUUCUUUGUGCUUGUCUUGCCAACUGUAAAGAGCGUUUUACCCCUUUUGGGCAAUAGGACUGAAUCAGCUACCAGCCGUUGUGUGUGUUGAGGCAGGAUGGUGACAAGCAGAGGAGGGCCUGCAGUUACUGAGGCUGUUGGAGAACCUUGUCACUGGCAGGCAGCCAUAGUGCUGUGUCUGGAUGUGAGCUUUACAAUGAGCAAUGCUGCUCCUGGUGAGGAGUCUCCACUUGAACAAGCCAAGAAGGUUAUGACAAAGUUUUUGCAGCGACAGGUUUUUGCUGAAAGUAAAGAUGAAGUUGCUGUAGUUCUGUUUGGCACAGAUGGUACUAGGAAUGACCUUGCUCGUGGGGAUCAGUAUCAAAACAUUACUGUACAUAGAUCACUGAUGCUGCCAGAUUUUGAUUUGCUGGAGGAUAUUCAAAAUGUGAUUCAACCAGGCUCUGCGCAAGCAGACUUUCUGGAUGCAAUUAUUGUGUGCAUGGACUUGCUUCAGAAGGAAACAACAGGAAAGAAGUACACGAAGACGCACAUUGAACUGUUUACAGACCUUAGCAGUCCUGUCAGUGAGGAUCAACUGGAAAUUAUCAUCGCUAACUUGAAGAAAACAGGAAGUUUGCUUCAAUUUUUUCUGCCAUUUCCAGUAGAUGCUGAUGAUGGAGGUGGAGAUACAAGUGCUGGUGUACAUUCUCAUGUGCACAGAAACCCUAUUGCAAGAAAGAGGACAACUCAGCAGCAGAAGGAAGGCAUCCAUGUGGUAAAGAAGUUGAUGCAUACUUUGGAUGAAGGAGGAGGGCUGGAAGAAAUUUACACUUUCAGAGAGAGCCUGGAGCGUCUUUCGAUGUUUAAGAAGAUGGAAAGAAGACCUGUGGCUUGGCCCUGCCAGUUAACUAUUGGUUCUAAUUUGUCUAUAAGGAUUGUGGCCUACAAAUCCCUUACAGAAGAGAAAGUGAAAAAAACUUGGACAACUGUAGAUGCUAAAACCCUCAGAAGAGACGACGUGCAAAAAGAAACUGUUUACUGCUUAAAUGAUGAUGACGAGACAGAAAUUCAGAAAGAUGAUACUAUUCAAGGGUUUCGCUAUGGGAGUGAUGUAGUUCCUUUUUCCAAAGUAGAUGAAGAGCAAAUGAAAUACAAAACUGAAGCAAAAUGUUUUUCUGUUUUGGGAUUCAGCAGAUCCUGUCAGGUCCGGAGGCAGUACUACAUGGGCAACCAGGUUCUCAAAGUCUUUGCAGCAAAAGAUGAUGAGAAUGCAGCAGUUGCUUUUUCUGCCCUUAUCCAUGCAUUGGCUGAGUUGAAAGUAGUGGCCAUAGUGCGUUAUGCUUAUGAUAGAAGAUGUAACCCACAGAUUGGCGUAGCCUUUCCGUAUAUUAAGGAUGCAUACGAGUGUCUCAUCUAUGUACAACUACCCUACAUGGAAGAUUUAAGACAGUACAUGUUUUCCUCCUUGAAAAACAACAAAAAAUAUAUUCCUACGGAGGAUCAGCUAUCUGCAGUUGACUCGCUGAUUGAUUCUAUGAAUUUGGUUUAUGAAGAUGAUGAUGGAGAAAGUUUUGAGGACCUGUUUAAGCCCAGCAAAAUCCCAAACCCUCAUUUUCAGAGAUUAUACCAGUGCUUACAGCAUAAGGCUUUUUACCCCAAUGGGCCGUUGCCACCAUUUGAACCGCACCUUUUAGAGAUGCUGGAGAUGCCCUGUGUGGUAAAAGAAAGAUGCCAGGCUCCUCUUGAAAAAAUAAAAGCACUCUUUCCCCUAAAGGAUGUUGGCAAGAAAAAAGACGACAAGACUGCUCAAGAUAUCUUCAAAGACAAUGAUGAAGAUAGACCCAAUCCUAAGAAGCCAAAAGUUGAAGAUGAAGAAGGUGGCUUUAGCAUCUUAAGCAUUGCUGAAGGCAAUGUCACCUCUGUUGGCAGUGUUAACCCAGCAAAGGACUUCCAAAUUCUGGUGAGGCAGAAAAAUGCUGACUUCAAAGAAGUGAGUCAGCAGUUGAUAAACCAAAUUGAUCGGUUUUUGGAAAAUAAAGGUUCACAGUACUACAUGAAAGGCAUCAAUUGUAUCAAAGUUUUCAGAGAGGAGGCCAUAAAGCUGUCCAAGGUGCAGUGCUUUAAUGAUUUUCUGCAGGCCCUGAAGUCAAAGGUGGAAGAUAAAGCCUUAGCUGAUUUCUGGGAGAUAGUGAUGCAGGACAGAAUUUCUUUGAUCACUAAAGAUGAAGCAGAAGGAAGUUUGGUGACUAGUGAAGAAGCUGAAAAGUUCUUGGCCCCAAAAGAAAAGCAAAAUGAAACUCCGCCUGCCACAGAUGAAGGUGGUGACGUUGAUGAUUUGCUGGACAUGAUGUGAUUGGGCACUACAAGGUGACCAUACUGGUGAAGGUUUGGAAGAGAUCUGCCUGUGAGAUGGGGCACAAAACAAGAUGCCAAGGAGAAGACAGUAUAUCCAUCUUUAUUUUCUCAAGUGAGAGCAGAAGUCCCAGAGACAUUUCCAAUCGGUGUAAAUGUCAUCUGUUUCUUCCAAACUAGAACAGAAGAUUGAAAUAAUCUGAAGUAUUUCUGGAGUAAUGAUAUCUUUAAGGCAUUUCUUCUUUUUCUUUAGCACACUGAAUCUAGUUUAUCCCUGGUAUUCCUUCCAGCUAAGCACUGCUAAAUUUAAUGAGAGCCUGCACUGGCACCUGACAUCCUUGUUACAUUGCCUGGGAAGGAAGAUAGAGAUGUCACAGUGAGCUUACCAGGUAAUGUAGAACCUUUAGUGGAGGUAACUCCAUAACAUUAUAGAUGGGGAAGGAAAAAGACUGUAUGUUCGUGUCUUUCCCCUUUUAAAAAAAAAGGCAGAAAAAAGGUUUAUUAAAAAAAUCUGGGCCAUAGAGGUCACAAAAUAAUGACUUGAAAUAUAAAAUGAUUUAAAGUACAUAGCAAAGAAAAGUGUGGUGAUUUCCCCCCCCCCCCCCCCCCCCCAAAAAUACCCAAAUUGGCAAUGAUAGUCAUUUCUCUGUGCUAGAGAUUCUUUUUUCCAUCAGGUCGGCAGCAGCAGAUGUCCCCAAAGUUUCUGCCCAUUUCCGUUAUUGGCUGUCAUGUUCUGUGUCCUGAGAUUUUCUUUUUUUCACAGACUUUUAACUAUUACAGUUACUGCAGAUAUUGCUAGUUCUGAAAGAAUGAAUGAAUCGGUUAUAUCCCCAUUUUGUACAUUGCAGAUAACUACUAACGCAGAGCAGAAGAAUCCAUAAAAGCUGUACAUGAAACCUGUGGUAAAUACUGGUGAUAGUUAACAUCAGUAGCCCGAAUGGCCUAUCUAUACAAAGCAAUCCAAAAUAGUCAGAUACUGCUCAAAGAGAUACUGAUAUGUGAUUUACAGAUCUAAAAAGACACUAAUAACAUCUUCACAAAUGCUUGUUUGUUAUGGGCUCAUUCAUUCCUUACAAAGCUGCUCUUUUGUUAUUGCAAAUGUAUAAACAUACUGUGCAAAAUGGUGUUGAGACCAUAGGAAAUAUGAAAAUCAUGAGCUGUAGUUAAAAGAUGCUUUGGUUUGGAAUAUCUGUUUUCUCUACUGAACAGCUCCUGUAUGAGAAACAGUAAUUGCUCUUGCCUGUAUCUCCCUACACAGAAACUUGCCCUCUUUCCCCUCAUGUUCCAUCCUUACUUAGUUCAUACAGACUUCAAAGAGAUUUCUCAAAUACUGAUGGGCGGGGAGCAGGUGAUCUCUCCAGACCUUUAGAGCUUUUGUGUCACUGGAAGGUAUUUUGAUGAAUUGUAAAUAAGAAAUAGUUGGUCAGUUUUGACUAUCUUUUGAGGUCAGUUAUUGGGCAUAUAGCUGGCUGGAGUUUUCUACAUUUUCUUAAUUUGAUUAAUAAAAUGUUUAAUGGA